Molecule: messenger RNA, 3360 nt
Organism: Colletotrichum spaethianum
Lineage: Eukaryota; Fungi; Ascomycota; Sordariomycetes; Glomerellales; Glomerellaceae
Exons: 2
Coding region: 1-3360 (1119 amino acids)
Source: RefSeq, a predicted model, not a curated record
AUGGCGAGAUGGAAUCGUCUGAUCACUUUGGGCGUCCUCUUCCUCUGCCUUCAGCUUGCUGUUGCUUAUGUCGCAAUCCCAGUUCGACGACAAGAGACAGGGACCUCGACCGCCGCUAUUGCCUCUUCGAUACGAUCCGAAAGCGCACGCGAUGCCGAGAACACGCCAUCGCCGUCGUCGUCGAUAAGGUCUGCGUCGGUCACUGCCACGGCUUCGGUUCAGCCCUCCAGCAGCACCUCUACUCCCUCGGCCAUCCCAACGGUGUCUGGCGGAGACAACACCUUUGACAACUCGAGCCUUUUCAACACGACCAUUCCUGCGGGACAACUGCCUCUUCAGCCGACUAUCACACCUGGCUGGGCCGUGGCCGGCGUGAUAUUGCUUUGCACCGGCGUCGUCUAUACCUUGAUUGGUAUCAAGAACACGGUCUUGCACAAUGCCUUCUCUGUCGCCUAUGUCGUCAGCCUUGGUAUUGCGGUUUUGGUUGUCUAUGUUAUGGUUGUCCCAGUCUCCAAUGCGUCACAGGGAGCCUACGUUGUCGCCGCCGUCUUGCCAGCUGUUUUCGCCGGUGUGCUCUCUUCUUGGUUCUUCAAGGAGAUCACAGAGUGUUUGGCGUGCGCUCUCGGUGGGUUUUGCUUUGCCAUGUGGCUUCUGUGCCUUCACGACGGCGGCUUGCUUUCGGGCGUUGGAAAGGUCGUUUUCAUCGUCGCGUUCUCCCUGGCAGGAUUUGCGACAUAUUUCACACGGUGGACACGGGACUGGGCGCUCAUGAUCACGAUUUCCUUCACUGGCGCCACGGCGACUGUGCUCGGCAUCGACUGCUUCAGCCGCGCUGGGUUGAAGGAAUUUUGGGCAUACGUCUGGAAUUUGAACGACAAACUUUUUCCGAUGGGCGCCGACACAUAUCCGCUGACCAAGGGCAUUCGCGUUGAAAUCGCUGCCAUAAUUGUAAUUUUCUGCAUUGGCAUCAUUUCUCAGAAGAGACUGUGGAACGUCAUCAAGGACCGACGCGCCAAACGAGACGAGGAACUAGCCGAGGCACAACGUGCUCGCGACGAGGAAGAGGCAAACAUUGGUAAAGAGCUUGAGGCUCGAAACGCUCGCGAGCGACGGGCAUGGGAAAGGGUUCAUGGAGACUAUGUCCCCAACGGCUCAGACCAUGACUCCGGCUUCGCGCGAGACAGUGACAGCGAAAAGGGUGUUCAUUACAACCAAAGCACCGCAACUCCUCAGACACAGACUCCGCCAGUGGCUGAAAUGGCAGGCUCGGAUGUGCCUCUUACGGUUCCGCCCAAGCCGACAGCCACAGGCCUGAUGGUUUUAGAGAAGGAAAAGGAUGGCGUUGUGACAGUGCGAGUGGCUUCGGACGAUACCAUCGCAAACCCUGACGCUGCGGACAGGACGGUUGGUGAGAUGGAAGGGACCCAGCCAGGUACCACCGUUGUCGAGAGCGUACGAAAAGUGGCUCCCGCUCCCGAAGUGGUUCCUCUGCCAUUCAGAUUGCCGGAUACAGAAGAGAACAUGGCCAGAGAGAAGGAGGACAGAUCCACGAUUGCAACAUUCGCCGAUGAUGACGAAGACCCGGCGGACAUUGGCAGCAGGCGGGGCUCCUUCACGAAGCGUCUGUCUCGGAGCUCAGCACAACUCAUGCGGAGAGUCUCUCAGCGCACGUCAGCGUCUCUUCGUAAAGAAGACACACGGGACCAUGAGGAGUUGGUAAUAGUCCGGCGGCCACGAGACGACGAUGUCGGUUCCAUUGCUGCGACAAUCGACACUCAGAACGACAGCGGCGGAAGCAUUGACCAUGAAGCACUUCGCCGCAGCAUCGAGAUCAACGCUCAACUUGCUGACGGGCAUCCAGCGGACCAAAAGCCGGAGCGUAUGCCGACGUCUGCAUCUCGAAAAAGUAUGAGCGGCGAAAGCAUCAGCAAGCGUGUCUCGGCAAUGACGAUCAUGAGUGAUGCCGCGACCCAGCCUCUGGCCAGCGACGCCGUCUCUCCCAUCAUCGCCGAGAUGCCCGCGGACGAAGUAAAGAGGACCGACAGCGCUGUUGCCAAAGAAAGCACACCGGAGAAGCAAGAGCAGACAAGCCCUGACCCGAGCCAGCAGUCUGUUGCACCCUCCCAGAAGGCCAAGUCCACGGCCUCGGUGGAUUCUACGCCCGUCAAUCUGACACAAGAGCGUCUGCCGUCCGGCUUUUCCAACGUUGCGCUUCACUACCGGACAAACGAGUGGGCCAAGCAUCUGAGCCAUGCAGAGGCGCCCGAGCCCGAUGCCUUGCAGCUGGCCGGGAGCAGACCUCAGUCACGGGAAGCCCCGGCUCCUGUGCACGUCGAGGAGCUUCAGCAAACGGCCCUGUCCGCGACCCCAGCGCCAGUGCCAACCAAGUCGCCCGCUCCCAUGCAGCGACCUUCGCCAAACUACUCACCGAACCGCAGUCACUCGAGGAACAACUCGUACCAGUCCCACCGCCGAGGGUCAAGCAAAACGCAGUUCGAGCCCAUUGCCGAGGAAGAGGCGCAGGCGGCUCCCAAGGCAGCCAGCACGAAGAGUGGCAGCUCUGGACCUGCAUCCAGCGUUGCUUCUCCCGCCACUCCUGUCGCCUUCGAACGCCCACCUCCGCCUCCAGGCAUCCAGUCUUACGACAGCCCCCAGAGUCUCAUUGCGCAACGAAGCCUCGCCCUGCACAACAAGACGUACGGACUCCUGACUGGAGGCAACAUGAUGCCCGAGAUCCCCCCGGCGGCCUACAGGGCAUCGAGCGAGUCGGGUUCCAUGUUCAACUACCCCGUCUACGCGCAACAAAUUCCACCGGAUUCGUUGGAUGACCUUCCCCUGAGCCAGCGCAAAGAGAUCAUCCGGCGCCAGAGCAGUUACGGAUCGUCCCUGGGAGACUCCAGACCAGCUAGCGGAACGUUCAUGCCUGGUAUGUCGGCCGAGAGCGUCGCCUUCGACUCCCAUCAACCCAUGCGGUACUCCAACGUACCGUCGCAAGAGGCCCGUGACGCCAGGCUCGCCAGCUUCCGCAAUUCGGUUCGAGCCGAUCUCCGCGCAGGCAUGGCCGCAUCACCUGCUGCCGCAAACGGUCGCGACAUGACUCUCAGCAUGCAUCGCUCGUCGAGUGGAACCAAUCUCGCCAGCCAAAACGUCAGUCGCGAGGCCGACAUACAGAGGAACAUUGACCUGCAGCGGAGCUUCAUGAUGAGCCAGAAGGAGGCAGAGGCCAAGCGGAAGGAGAAGGAGAGGCUCGAUAAGGAGAGGGCUGACCAGGCCUUCACGAGGAGCAUGCAGAGCGGCGAGAUGUUUGAGGCGCAUCGGGAAGCGAUGCGGAAGAUGCAACGCCGCGCCAGGGACGCCUAA